AUGUCUCUCUUCGAUUUAAAAGGGAUUGAAAAGCUGGGCACGCUGAAGCUAAACGGUGACAUUGCAGAUGUCUCAGAAGAUACAUUCAACUUGACUAGUAACCUGACUAGCUUGUAUAUCACCAGAAGUUGUAUCGCUUGUGUGAAGAGGACUUGGUUCGUGGGGCUAAACCGGUUAACAGACCUCGACCUCAGCCAAAACGCAAUAUCCAACAUUGAAGACGGCGCGUUUGAACAUGUCCCUAAACUGGAGAUGCUCAGUUUGAACUAUAACAACAUCAAAAGUGUCCGAGCGGCCUGGUUCCGCGGCGCUGACAAGCUGAGGUGGCUGGAAAUAGAAAACAACCCUCUGGUGAAAGUAGGAAACAGAGAGAGUCCUUUCGCUCACUUACCAAAGCUGGCAUGGUUGUUUCUUAGUCAUGGUUUACUUACAGAUAUCCACGUCAAUCACUUUCAAAACCUGACAGCCUUGAAAGAAGUAGAGCUAAGCGACAAUGGCAUUGCGGACCUGCCGAUUGGUGUCUUCCGUGGCACCGGUCUACUGUAUCUAUUUCUGAGCAAAAAUUCUUUGACAAAAAUACGAAAUGGCUAUUUUAUUGGAAUACCGGGUCUGUUACUUAUCGAUUUAUCAAGCAACAAAAUUACACACAUUGAAUACGGCGCAUUCUCUGGACUCCCCAAGUUAUCCGACAUACACCUGAGUGGGAAUAGGCUGACAUUCAUGAGAAAAGACUGGUUCGAAAGGCUAGGAGCUCUAUCAAACAUUUACGCACAGAACAAUGACAUCGUAGCAUUGGAUGGCCUGACGUUUAAAAAACACUUUGGUGUCAAACAUAGGGUUGGAAAACGCCACCUGUCCUAA
Messenger RNA from Branchiostoma belcheri (Belcher's lancelet), 861 nucleotides. RefSeq names its product insulin-like growth factor-binding protein complex acid labile subunit. Lineage: Eukaryota; Metazoa; Chordata; Leptocardii; Amphioxiformes; Branchiostomatidae. The record is from RefSeq and is a predicted model, not a curated record. Gene Ontology annotation, cellular component: extracellular matrix. Gene Ontology annotation, molecular function: protein binding. The coding region runs from base 1 to 861 and encodes 286 amino acids. The transcript is spliced from 3 exons.